Molecule: messenger RNA, 3098 nt
Organism: Papilio xuthus (Asian swallowtail)
Lineage: Eukaryota; Metazoa; Arthropoda; Insecta; Lepidoptera; Papilionidae
Gene: Ppcs
Product: phosphopantothenoylcysteine synthetase
Exons: 7
Coding region: 199-1152 (317 amino acids)
Source: RefSeq, a predicted model, not a curated record
GCAGCUGACAGACCUGUGCUUGACUUUGAUUAAUUUGUGUCAUAUUCUAUUUCUCUUGCUCAUUAACGAUUUCUAUCGAAUGUCUUCCUGCGUUUGUAGCAUAUAAUUUAGAAGUCAUCGAUCGAAAAAGUGAAUUUUCAGAAGAAACACCCGCGUGUGAUCUGUUGAAUAAGAUAAAAGGAGCCUUCGCGUGCGACCAUGGCGAGCGGGUCGUGGGAGGAGUUCUUUGCGGUGCACCUCCCUCCCACUGACUUUGAGGACAAUCGUUCCCUCCUCAAGGAGUUCUGCGAACGACAUGAUAAGCAUGGCAACAGGAUUGCACUCGUCACGUCUGGCGGCACAACAGUACCUCUGGAGCACAACACUGUCCGAUUUGUGGACAACUUUAGCGCGGGCACUAGAGGCUCGGCCUCCGCGGAGUAUUUCCUGGAGCAUGGCUACGCGGUCAUCUUCAUGCAUCGCCAGAAGACGCUUGAGCCAUACACGAGGCACUUUAGCGGACAGAAGCUGCUAGAUAUGCUGGAACUUAACGAACGAGGGCCGAACACCACUAUUACUGUGAAGCCUGACAGCGUGGACGUGCUGGCGCCAGUGCUGGCACGCUACAAGGCGGCGCACGCGGCGGGCGCGCUGCUGCACGUCGCCUUCACCACGGUGUCGGAGUACUUCUGGCUGCUGCGCGCCGCCUGCGAGUGCCUGGCGCGUCUCGGCCCCCGCGCCCUGCUCUACCUCGCUGCCGCUGUCUCUGACUUCUAUAUACCUAAGGAUAGAGUGCCGACACACAAGAUGCAGUCGGAGAGCGGCGCUCCAGUGAUCCAGCUGCAGCUGGUGCCCAAGAUGCUGGCGCCGCUGGUCAGCCUGUGGGUACCCAGCGCCUACGUGGUCUCCUUCAAGCUGGAGACCGACGAGAACCUCCUCGUGCCGAAGGCGCGCUCCGCACUAGAGAAGUACAAGCAUAAGAUGGUGGUAGCGAACCUCCUGCAGACGCGGCACCACCGCGUGGUGCUGGUGAAACCGGACGCCAGCCAGGAGAUCCUCCUCACCAGGGAAGACGUACACGCAGGUGUGGACAUCGAGGCGUCGAUAGUGAAUGAGAUAGUGCGUCUGCACACGGCGCACCUUGGCGGGCCGAGCGCCCCGGCCGCGCGCUGAGUGUCGCGCGGCCGCCUGCACCGCCUCUACCUCACCGACUAGGCGGCCGCCAUAUUGCACCGUAAUACCAUCAAAUACGGUUCAUAUUCCAUUGCGUACACACGCGCGGACAACUUUCAACCUUAUUGCCUACGCGAUACAGUUUAUUUUGUUCUGUGUUGUUGGUGUUCUAGUUAUUUUAAUAAGUUUGCUAUUGGGUAUAUAUUUGAGUGAACUUAAGUGUUAUAUUCAUCCGAUUUUAAGCAUUUGGUGUUGCAUUCACGCGAAGGAUUAUCAACCUUAUUUCGUGCGAAAUACAGUCUAUUUUAUUGGUGUUGUAAUUAGACUUUAAUAUUUGCUUGGGUUGGUAUUUUAGUAUAAUUUAUACGUGUUAUGAUACACUCGAUUUUAAGCCUAAUAUGUACGAAAUACAGUCUAUUUUUGUUAGUGUUGAAUUGUAGUUCUUAUGCUCAUGGUUAUUAGGAUCAAUUUUGGACUACACGGCAUUUUUUUUUUUAGUUCGAGUUUACUUCAACUAAAAAGAGUGGUGAUAGUCCAUUUUUGCGUUGGUUUUAGCUUUUAAGUGCACAGUGAUAAUCAAAUUUAAACUUUAUUGAGUUGUUUUGGGGUUUAUUUUUGAAUGAAAUAACGUUAGUUUUUAAGUGUAGAUUUAUUUUAGUAAUUUUCAACUUUAUUCUGUACAAAAUUGGGUCUACUUUUGAUUGUACUCUUUUGAGUUGCAUAUUUUAUAGAUUUAUCGUGUUUUUUAUUGUUAAAAUUUUCCAAAUCGUGGAUUAUUAUUCUAGGUGUUGUGGUAUAUCGGAAUUAGAAUACGACUUUUUACAAUUGUAUUCAAAUGGAUGUCUUAUUGCAUUGUUUUAAGGUUUAAUAUUAGUUGCACUUUAGUUGCAUUUCGAAUAUUGUAGUAAUGGGUGUUAUUCAAUUUUGUAUUUUAACUCUUGUGAGAUAGUGUUUAUUUCUGCGUGGUUUUAUUAUUGUGAGAGUUUUUUUAGAUAUUAAGUAUAGUUUUAAUAUGCGUUUACACUAAAUUGGUAAAAUUUUCGCUUAUUAUUUUAUAAUAAAAAUUAUAUCAUUGCUAAAGAAAUUGUGACAUAUUCUACUUUAGUGUUGCCAGAAAUUAAUCACAGCAUGAUUUAUUUAAAAAAAAAGUAGUUGGCUUUAAAAACUAUAAAUAUUCAGUAAAAAUAUACAAAAAGAACAACAAUAAUUACGUAUGUAUUUAUAUUUUUAUUUUACGAAUUUAGUGGAAACGUACCUUAAGCAACUUAAAGUUUUAAACAUAUUUUCCUUCAUAUUAAUGUGAUUUGUUUGCAAGCGAUUGUCGUAUUUAAGUGAAUAGUGUUUAGCUACAUUUUCCCUUGUAUUUGUGGGUGUUUGACUGAUACUAUCUUUGUAACGUGUAUUGCCCUCUACGUGCCCCAUAGAUUUAUUUAUAAGUAGAUUUUAUAUGUCUAUAUUAAUGUUGAAUAAAAUAUAUCAAUAUUGUAUCAUUGUUAUAUGUAUAUUAGCGUGUAUUUUUCUCAAUCGAAAUACUAAUUAUGUAAUUAUUUAAAAUUUCUAUAAACUAAAUACGAAAAUGGCAACAUUUUUCCCGCUGUCGGUACCGACUAUUUUUGAGCCUAUUGGUAUUCAGAUACAGUGGUUCUGGCAACACUAGAAAUAAUCUCAGUCCACGUGUAUGUAGCCGUUUUUGUAUUUAUUUUAUAGUAAUUGUGUAUUUUAGAAUUUUAUCAAUAUUUAUGUUAGAAAUCUAAAUUUUUUAUUUAUAAGGUGGUGUAUUAAAUGUCUCUCAGUAUUUAUAAAUAAUAGUUACAUAUCAUAUAACGAGAUAUUUUCAUUUAAUACAGAUAUCACAGAUUAUAUUUGAGCUGUCACCUUUGACAGGUGUCAUUUGUCAUGUGAAUGUCAACAUUUCAUAUCUGACAGAUGAAUAAAAGAUUCUGUGU